UCUACUACCUGCUUCCCCUCCGCGCUGACACAAGAGGGAACCAACAGAGGAAGAAGAAAGAAGAAUCAGAUCGCCCGCCGCCCGCACCCACCCUUGAUUUCUCCCGGCCCGGUGGCGGUUCGUCGGAUCCCCACGACGCGCUCUACCGUAACUUAUUGCAGGUAUCACAAGAGCAGAGUCUCUGAUAAACAGGUCCAGCCAUUUGCCCUACCAGUAUAUAUAUAAGAGCUAGUAAAUCAUGUAUCCAACAAAUCACUACAUGGAUCCAUACUCCUCAUACUACAGGCACCAUGCUCCCUAUCCAUAUUAUCCCCCUCCUGCCUGGGAAGCCGGACGCCAGGGGAUGCCUGAAGCGGACUGCUCGCCAUGUCGACCACCAUAUGGCCCUUGGCCAUACAGUGGUAGCAUGAAUCACUCAGGCCUUCCAGAGUCCCACAGCUGCUGCAGCCACACAUACCCUCCUGGUUACUACAGUUUCAGACCCCCAUUUCCCCAAGAACUUCCACCACCUUAUCCAUAUUACCAUGGUCCAUUUCCACCGCAUCAUCCGAACCCCUACUCAUCAUCAUACUUUGGCCCAUUCCCACCUUAUCCUCUUGAUCAGACAACAUACAAUGGUUUAUAUGACAAGUUCAAGAGCCAUUGCUGCGGGUGUCCGAACCAUGUUUGCCAUGGAGAUGGAGGGCAGAAGAGCAACGUGAAAAUCGAAGAACAUGUGCCUGAAGUGAAGGAUGACAGUAAGCAGAAGGAUGCAGACAAUUCCAGAAUAAUUCGGAACCCAAACUACCAGUACCCGGUGAUGUGGCUACCGUCCGGUGACAAGAAGGACAAGGCUAGUAAUGGAACAAGCUUUGAGUUUCCACCUCAGUUCUUCAGCAAGUGGUUUCCUCAGAGUGGAGAGAGGACAGAGGAUGUGAAGCCAGCUGAUGACAGUCAGAAGGCGAAACAACAUCAGUGGCCAAUGGUUUGGAUGCCACCAGGAUAUGGCGUUGAGACCAAACCAGAAGCUAAAAAAGAGCUGAAGGAGACCGAGCAGAGUCCAAAGAACACGCAAGAAGAUCCGCCUUCGCCGAAGAUCAAGAUUAUUCCCUUGUCUUGGUUUGGUAAUGAUCAUCAUGAUCAAAAGCCUGCUGCUAGGGAUGGCUCUGGAGAACAAAAUGGACGAUCAUCAGCGGUGAACCAGCCUGCAUGCACUGAGCAUCGGCAUGACACGACAGCGGAUGGAAAUUGUAAGACCAUCCCAGUUGUGCCGGAGAAACCAAGCAGUGGGAAUAAACCUGCUAUUUCAGUUGUGCCGGAGAAAUCAAACAGUGGGGACGAACGUGCUAUUUCAGUUGUGCCGGAGAAGCAGGAUGUUGAGAAGAAGGUUCAUACCUGCAGGACCAUCCCAGUUAUGGCUCAGAAAGAGAGUGAUGAGAAGAAAUCCUGCAUGGCUGGAAACAAAGAGGAAAAGAAGGCCAUUAUGGUUCAGAAGGAGGGAGAAAAUAAGAAAAGCAACAAUGCUGAAUCAUCCAAGGCUAAACCUUCAAAAUUACCCCCCGUAUGCUUGCGAGUGGAUCCAUUGCCAAAGAAGAAAUCAGGAAACACAUCUUCAAGGUCAUCCAGCCCAGCAACGAGGAAGGUAUCUGAAAAAGAGGCCCAAGGCAAGAACCAGGAGACAAAGCUAUCAGAACAUCAGAAAGAGGGUAAGAUGCCGAUUAAAGAGAAAUCAUCUGAUGAGAUUGCCACAAAUACAGGGCCUAGGAAUGUAACAGUGCUAGAUGCUUCUGUGAAGCAUGCCCAAGAGGAACAAGUUUCCACAAGUGUGACUGAUCAGAAGGUGCAACCUACCGUCAGUGCUGAAGCGCAAGAAAAAGUCAGUGCAAAGAGCUUGCAGGAGUGUGACAAAAACAGAAAGGAGGAUGAGUAUAAGAUCCGAGGCGAAGCUCCAAAUUUAGCCCUUGAAAUCAAGUUAUCAGAACCAGAUGCCGCUGUUCGUAUUCAGUCUGCAUACAGAGGGUACCAUGUACGAAGAUGGCAACCCUUGGAGAAACUACGGAAGAUCAAGAAUGUCCAUAUGCAGAUGCAAGAUGUGGAGAAGCAGCUGCAAGCCCUUGAAGCUUCUUCAAAGCAGCCAACAGAAAAAGAGCACGUCGCUAUUAAUGAGACCAUCAUGAAUUUACUCCUGAACCUUGACACCAUUCAGGGCUUGCAUCCAGUUGUGAGGGAGUCUAGGAAGUCUGUUGCUCGACAGCUAGUUUGUUUGCAGGAGAAGCUCGAUUCUUUGUGCAAGAAAAUGUCUGCUGAACCUAAUCACCCUAAGAGUGAGGAAGAAAGUCUCAUUGGAGUUCAGGAAGAACAAUUGCCUUCCUCAGUUAACUCCAACGAGCCUAUGCAUGAUGACGUUUCAUCUGAAGUUGCCUUGAAGUUUAAUGAAGAUGGAGAUUCUACUGAACAGAAACAUCAAAUGGAAGAAUUAAGUACUGCAAAUGAAGAAGCACAAGACAAAGGGAAAGCUGCAGCACCUACUGAAUGUCAAGGAGUACGAGCGAUGGAUGUGAUGCCUGAUGCAGCUUUAUCAGGAGUUAUCACUGAGAAGAAGCACCAAAUUGAAGAGCCAGGCAUUUUGAGGGAAGAAUGUACUGAAGAACAGGAGAAAGCGGCAGAGAAGGGUGAAGAAUCAUCGACGCACCACAUCGAGCCAUUGCAUUAUACGCUUGCUGAGCAAAACUGCCACACUGAAAAAUCAGAUCAAGGUUUUUCUCCUACUACAACUGAGGAUGGUACAACUGCAAUGACUGCAGCAUGUACGGACAGCAAAGUGGCCGUCAAGAAGCAGGACGGUUUGGUUGAAGGAGGAGGUCAGGUGCAGGAAUCUGCUUCCAUUGGUAGCUCGCGGCCGAAACAUGAUGCUGCUCCUGCUGAAGAUCAGUGCAACGUACCAAGUGCACCAUCCCUUCAUCUGGAGGAUUCAGAAGUUGCAGAUCCACAUGGAAAUGAUCCACCUCUUGCAGAUGAGUCGAUAAUAGUGAAUGCAGGAGAUCAACAAGCAGAGGUCAUCAAUGCCGACAUGGAGAAAGAAGUAGAAGACGCCAAGGUUGAUUCAGGCAAAGAGCUAGAUGGAACUACUUUUGCCGACACUGGGAAUCUGGACUAUGAUACGGGUGCAAAUGCAGAGAACACCACGCAAGAAAAUGUUGUCUUAGUAGGAUCGGAAGAAGCAACAAAACAAUGCGAGGUUUCUCAUAUGGACGAUUCAGCACUCAUGGAGCAGCAGAAUGAAUGCGGCUCUGCCAUUUUAGAGAAGACUGAAUCUGUACCAUUUGAAGUCCAAGGCAAGCCCAUGGAAACUUUUCUGAAUGAUGGAAUUGGAGAGGGGCCUGAAGCUGCACCACUGGAAAGCAGAGUCAGGACCAUGGAAAAUACUCUGAAUGAUGCCAUUGGAGAGGAGGCUGAAGAUGCAGCAUUGGAAAGCAGAGUUGGGACCAUGGAAAACACUCUGGAUGAUGCAAUUGGAGAGGAGCCUGAAGCCGUACCAGUGGAAAACAGAGGCAAGACCAUGGAAAGUACUCUGAAGGAUGCAGGAUCGCUGCCGAGUAACGGCAGUGCUGAACCUGAACCUGAGCCUGCCCUGCCUGAAAGCGCAACCAACGGACCACCUCCGUGUGAGCACGACGGUGGCGCGCUGCACGGUGAUAGUGCUGACUCGGAGGUGUCAUCGGGGAGCCAAGGUGACCUGCAGAAGGAGCAGGAUGGUGAUGACGCUUCUGAGACAACCCAAGGCAAUGUCAUUGCCACCAAGCCGGCAGAAACUCUAGCCUGUGCAGCAGGAGUAAAUUCUGCUGUGCCUGUAGCUGCACCAGAAGCAGAAAUGCCGGAAGAAGGUGCUCAAGGAGCAUCUCCAGAGGAAGAAGAAGCGGCAGCGCACGAUAAUGGUCCCAAGGGCGGCGACGACGCCAAGAACAAGGGCCUGGACGACGAGAACCAGAAGCUGAAGGAGAUGCUGCAGAAGGUGCUCGCGUCCGGCAACGACCAGAUGGGAGUCAUCGCGGAGCUGAGCGACAAGGUCAAGUCACUGGAGAGGAAGCUCGCACGCAAGAGGAGGCCGAAGGUGAGGGUGCAGCACAGGCCAGCGAGGAACGCGACGGCCAAUGACGUCCUCUGAAGAACGGCCAUGGUUGAUCUCUGAAGCUUCAGGCUAUGUCUGUAAAUUUGUAAUGCUUCCAUGAUGGAAGUUCCAUCACUACUGUCUGUAGUACUUUGUACUAGCGGGUAGUGCGCGGCGGCACGCCGCGCCACAUAGAGCGAUAAGCUAUUUAGUUAGUUUUGUAAUAUUUGGUAAGUUGUCCCAAGACUUUAUUUAUGGCAAAGGUUCAUAAAAAGAGAGUGAUGAGGUCUUUUUUUCCAAGGUUUAGUAG
Messenger RNA from Triticum dicoccoides, 4397 nucleotides. Its product is annotated as BAG family molecular chaperone regulator 6-like. The record is from RefSeq and is a predicted model, not a curated record. NCBI's taxonomy places the organism in Eukaryota, Viridiplantae, Streptophyta, Magnoliopsida, Poales, Poaceae. Gene Ontology annotation, molecular function: protein-folding chaperone binding. Bases 239 to 4144 code for a protein of 1301 amino acids. Gene Ontology annotation, biological process: protein folding. Gene Ontology annotation, cellular component: plasmodesma. The transcript is spliced from 6 exons.